GUACACCGAUACGCUACGGUGGCCGCCGACUACAUGCGCGAGGAGGCCGUCCGAAAUAUUGCAAUCGAUGCGGAAGAUGUGGCGCAACUCAUCAGCGAUAUGAGCGCCGAACAACGAGAGCGAGUGGUGCGAUUCCUGGAAGGCAGAGGACACAUCAUACGCGACGAUCAGUUCCCAUUGAAUCCGCGAAUUCUUCCGCCCAUAUGCGAGCCACAACUGUUCAACGUGGACUGUGAGCGAUUCUUUCGUGCCACCAACUCGCUGCUGGACGUUUCACAACAAAUUGUGGAGGAAGGCAUCGGCGAUAUCACAAGGGUGAGUACUUCAAGAGGGUUCCUGAUCUAUCUGCGUUCGCUACAAUUAUGGUUUUGA
Molecule: messenger RNA, 372 nt
Organism: Anisakis simplex (herring worm)
Lineage: Eukaryota; Metazoa; Nematoda; Chromadorea; Rhabditida; Anisakidae
Source: the annotation of a GenBank genome assembly